Messenger RNA from Cololabis saira (Pacific saury), 3910 nucleotides. RefSeq names its product zinc finger protein 36, C3H type-like 2 (gene zfp36l2). The transcript has 2 exons. Gene Ontology annotation, molecular function: metal ion binding; mRNA binding. NCBI's taxonomy places the organism in Eukaryota, Metazoa, Chordata, Actinopteri, Beloniformes, Belonidae. The record is from RefSeq and is a predicted model, not a curated record. Bases 210 to 1529 code for a protein of 439 amino acids.
GGAGCGCAGCAGUGCCGCUCCGGUUCGGUUCAGUUUGGUCCAAGGGGAGGAGAGACGCGCUGAAAAACCCGACCCCCCCUUAAUGCUUCUUCCUCCCCCCCGGUCUGGACGGGACUUCUCUCUCUCUCCUUCUCCUUCUUUCCACACAAACCAAAAACCAGUCGUGGCACGAACUCCGCGCUGCGCCCUGGGAUCCGUCUGGCUGCUCCAUGAGAGAAGAGAUGUCCGCCACCGUCCUGUCCGCCUUCUACGACAUGGACAUGUUCUACAAGCAGGAUAAAGGAGUGAACAUGAACGCGCUCCACAUCAACAGCCUGCUGGACCAGAAGGCGGUGGGCGCGCCCCUGGCGGCCCCGGGUUCGGGGGGCCCCGGGGGCCCCUGCGGCGGCUCCGGGGGCCCCGCGGGCGGCGGCUUCGCGCCGGGCUUCUUCCGCAGGAAUUCCAGCAGCAGCAGCAGCAGCGGCGGCGGCUGCGUGGACAACAACAAGUACGCGCUGGGCUCGUACUCCAGCAUGAAGGAGAACAGCAUGAACAAGGAGAACCGCUUCUUCCGGGAGCGCGCCUACAGCGAGAGUGCGGAGCGCGGCGUGCUGCAGGCGCAGAAACCCGGCGGUGGGGGCGGAGGAGGCGGGGGCGCGCAGAUCAACUCCACCCGCUACAAGACGGAGCUGUGCCGGCCCUUCGAGGAGAACGGAGCCUGCAAGUACGGCGAGAAGUGCCAGUUCGCUCACGGCUACCACGAGCUGCGCAGCCUCAGCCGCCACCCCAAGUACAAGACGGAGCCGUGCCGCACCUUCCACACCAUCGGCUUCUGCCCGUACGGGCCACGCUGUCACUUCAUCCACAACGCGGACGAGCGGCGGCCCGCGCCUGCGCAGGGGGCCGCCAACGGGGCCAACAACGCGGAGCCGCGCGGCUUUACGCAGCGGGACACGCUCCUCCCGCCGCAGCUGGGUUACGCGGCGCAGCAGCGGCCCAAGCUGCACCACAGCCUCAGCUUCUCCGGCUUCUCCUCUGCGCACCACGGGCUGGACAGCCCCACGUCGCGCACGCCCCCCCCUCCCACGGCCACGCCGGGCUCCUCCUCCUGCACCACCGCGUCCAGCUUCUACGAGGAGGUUCUGGCGCACAGCUCCGUGUCCUGCAUCCACAGCGCCUUCUCCUCCUCCUUCCCGGGCCAGGACCUGAAGGCCCUGCUGGCGCCGCUGGCCGUGCACGCGGCCGGAUCCGGCACCGGCGACUCCGUCGGGCACUACGGGAGCGCGCAGCUGCCCGGCCCCGGCACCGGCACCUACAACAUGGCGCACCUGGCGGCACUGCGGCGCCUCAGCGAGUCCCCGCCGGUGUUCUCCUCCCCGGUGUUCUCGCCGCCGCCCAGCCCGCCGGACUCCCUCUCCGACCGGGACAGCUGCGCCAGCGGCUGCUCCUCGCUCGGCUCCUCGGGGAGCCUGAGCGGCUCCGAGUCCCCGGGCCUGGACGCCGGCCGCCGGCUGCCCAUCUUCAGCCGCCUCUCCAUCUCCGACGACUGAGAUGAGACUCGGAUUCUUGUUUUUUUUUACGCACGGAUUAUGGACCCACAUGUGCCUCUGAGGCCCCGUUUACACGUAGCAAAAACUGUGGUGUUUUCAUGCGUUUUGGCCGUUCGUUUACACAAAAACGAAGCUCAAAAGUCACCAAAAACCAUCAGUUCUAAAAACUCCGGCCAAAGUGGAGAUUUGCAAAACCUACGUCUUCACGUUUGCUUGUAAACAGAGGGAAACGGACAUUUAGGCUUCAGAAACGUCACCAGCGUCAUGUGUGCGACCUGUGUUUACAAUUUGUUUGGCCACCGUCAAUAUUUUCUUGUUUUAUAUUCUAAAGUAACUCCACUUCUCUGUCACUCCAAACGAAAUUUCCAUCUUGGAAGUAACUGGAAGUUACUCGUGUCAUUUGUUGACGUUUUUUCCAGGAUUCCGAUUGGCUAGCAUGACUUUAUCUUCUCGUUACACUGCCCCCUGUAGGUCUGGCUGCUCAUUGCAGCAGCGUAUUUAUGCAGGUUCGUGUAAAUGAUGGUAUUUUUUCAAAACGUAGAGGGGGAAAUAUCCGUUUUUGUAAAUACUAUGUGUAAACGUGGCCUGAGCAAGACUUUUUUUGAAUCCACACCAGCUUGAGGGGUCACACCCCCCCCUGGUGGGGGGGGCGCACCCAAGGGUGGGGGGCACCAAACCCACCCAAGAGGAUCAGUUAAGCUUCAUCCAGUUUCCAGCAUCCUUUGAUCUGGCAUUAGUCUAGUUUUGUUUUGUUUUUUUUGUUUUCUUCGUAUGUAAUAUAGCUGUAUUAAAACUUUUAGAUAGCAAACAGAAGGCAUUCCAUCAGUGCCUUGCCCAAGGGCUCGCGGCAGCCCCCUCUCUUUCUCUCUUUCUUUCUCUCUCUCUCUCUUGCUGGGAUUGUUGCACCGUGACUUGACAAGAAGAGACUGAGCGGUUUCAGAUUUCCUCCCAUCCUGCCAAGAAUAUGCCUUGACUUACAGUAACAUUUCUCUCUCCUCCUCUUCCUCCCUCCUUCCUCUUUCUUCUUCUUCUUCUUCACCUUCCAUUCCAGAUCUGCCUUCGCCCAGCGCCACCCGGUGGUCGGUUCGGUUAGUCUCGUUUGUUGCUUGGUUUCAAAAGCACUCUGGAGUUGGGUUCGUUUUGGGGAAAUCACUGCUGAUGGUUGAAUAUAUAUUUUUUUAGCUGUUUUUGAGUGAUUUUGCAUAGCGGUGCAUAACUGGCUAUGGACUAUUUAACUUAUUUAUUAUCUUGUGAAAAAAAAAAGUAUAGGCUACAUUGGUAAUUUUUGUGUCCAUACUGUAUUUAUCAAGUAUGAUGAAGCAAUAGAUCUAUAUUCUUUUAUGUUUAAAUUAUGAUCGCCAUUAUUAAUCUGCAUAAAGUGGAGUGUAUGUUCUUUUCACAGUAAUAUAUAUAUUGUUUUUUUUUUCUUCUUUGUUUUUUUUGUAACUUCACUCGGUUAUUUUUAUUGUAAAUGAGUUAAAAAAAAAUCUUAAUUUAAGAGAACGUAUGUGAUAUUUAUUUCAUUAAUUUGUUUCCUUGUUUACGUUUUUAUUAAAACAAAAGUUUGCGUGAUUGCGGUUGUGUCAGUGCUGUAGAAGAACCCCCUUCCUGUAGAAUGUAAACACAAAGGUUGUACACACCGUCCAAACCUUAUACUUCCUGUCGUAGAUCAGUGACAAAGAACCCAAGUCGAUAAAUUAACCAAAAAGUAUUUUUUUUGUUAUUUUUUGUUUUUAUCUCCUGUUUUUGCACGAGGUCACACUGUGAUUCCAGCCUUCGUGCUAACGAAUGUAGCAAAUCCUUCUGCGCCCCAGUAUUAUUGUCGUAGUGCCUAAUGGGGUUCACCAUCUUUACAUGCCUUAAAAAAUUAACCAAAUAAAGUAUUUUUCCUACAUGGCAUAUUUUUAUACACAAGUUGAACUGAAUGUAGUGUUUUGGAUCCUGAAACUCGGAGGUUGUUACCACUCAGACGCUCUGACAGAAGCAGCCGCGACCUUCGUCUAAGUCCCCAUUCCUCUGGUGUGCGUGUGCACGGAUGUGUGUGUAUGUGUGUGUGUGUGUGGUUGGGCGUGUGUUGUUUUCUUUCUUUUGUUUUUUUUAUAUUGAGAUCUAGUGGUGAGAGUUGCUGGAGCGGGAAGUGGACGAACACGUUUGGGUUGUACAUAGUCGGUACAGGGGGAUGCGCACUAUGUACUUUUGACUACUUUAUCAGAAGUAAAGCUUUUUGAAUGUAACAAACGGACAAAAAUAAGACAACGUGAGUUGAAAUAUUUCUUUGGGGAGUCAGUUCACUACAAAUUGAGUGUGUGACUGUUAACUUUGUACUGUACAUUUUUUUGUAGUUCUCCCAAUAAAAGUCAUUUUGGAAAAAAAAAAGUUUU